AUGGCGGUGCCCUAUCUCCCCGAGUACGAGCAAGAGGAGACGGUGAUGCCACCCGCGACGCCGCACCAUCUGCGGGAGCAUGGUCUCGAACCGGCCAAUUCGCCCUUCGCGGGCCGCAUUGGCGGCAACCAGGACUUCGUGCUGGACCGCAGCGAUCCCAAGAACCUGGCGGAGCUGGACCGGGUGCCCGACGCGGCGCCGUGCAUGAACGCGCAGGAGAUCUUCGAUCCGCGGGGAUUCCUGUCGCCGGAUCUGUGGAAGUUCGCCAUGCUGGAGUGUGUUGCCAGCAUGCUCAACACCUUCAUCUCCGCCUGGGUCACCACGCACCCGUACGCGGCCAUGACCGCCUCGACGGCAGCCUCCGGCGUCUACGGGACGGUCACCUUCUUCUCCCCGACCUUCGGCGGCCUGACCAACCUCCUCCUCACGCCCCUGCUCAUCUACACCUUCUCCCCCAGCUCGGGCGGCCACAUCAACCCCCUCAUCACGCUCGCCACCUUCUUCGCCCGCAUCAUCUCCUUCCCCCGCGCCGUGCUCUACAUCCUCGGCCAGACGCUGGGCGGCGCGCUCGCCGGGUUCGCGCUGCACGCCGCCUUCGGCGACCGCAACAUCACGGUCGGCGGGUGCUACAUCGACACGACCCAGGUGCCGGUCACCAGCGGGCUGGUGAUCGAGUUCUUCGCGUGUUUGAUCAUCGUGUGGCUGUGUUUCGGGGUGGCGUUGGAUCCGCGCCAGGCCAAGGUGUUUGGGCCCGCGGUCGGGCCGUGGUUGGUCGGUGUGGUGGUCGGUGUGAUCACGUGGGGGACUUCGUUUACGCGGGUGGGGUAUAUUGGGGCCAGUGUCAACCCGGCACGGUGUUUCGGGGCAUAUGUCGCCUCCGAGUUCCCGGGGUACCAUUGGAUUCAUUGGGUCGGUCCGCUGGCGGCCUCGGUGGCGCAUGGGCUCGUGUAUUUCGUGGAUCCCCUGUGGAAGGAUCCUAGGGCCAAGUCGUGA
Aspergillus aculeatus ATCC 16872 is the source of this 993-nucleotide messenger RNA. RefSeq lists its product as uncharacterized. Gene Ontology annotation, molecular function: water channel activity. The coding region runs from base 1 to 993 and encodes 330 amino acids. The transcript is spliced from 4 exons. The record is from RefSeq and is a predicted model, not a curated record. Gene Ontology annotation, biological process: transmembrane transport. Gene Ontology annotation, cellular component: plasma membrane. NCBI's taxonomy places the organism in Eukaryota, Fungi, Ascomycota, Eurotiomycetes, Eurotiales, Aspergillaceae.